This is a messenger RNA of Passer domesticus (house sparrow), 3097 nucleotides long. It is a transcript of the gene PCNP, whose product is annotated as PEST proteolytic signal containing nuclear protein. Bases 940 to 1425 code for a protein of 161 amino acids. Gene Ontology annotation, biological process: proteasome-mediated ubiquitin-dependent protein catabolic process; protein ubiquitination. Gene Ontology annotation, cellular component: nucleus. The transcript is spliced from 5 exons. The record is from RefSeq and is a predicted model, not a curated record. Lineage: Eukaryota; Metazoa; Chordata; Aves; Passeriformes; Passeridae.
CUCUCCCAUUGCUUCAUCUUACCUAGUAGCUUUUUGCGUUAGCAGUGCAAAGAGCUUUGUCCCCUGAUGGUCGGAAUUUGCUGUGCAUGGAAGGUGCUCUUCUCCAUUUGAUGUGAUGAGGAACUUGUGCUAGCUCCAGUUGUUUUAAACUGCUGCUGUGAGCACUUCCCUGUCCAUUCCUUAAUGUGUGUUUGUUUUUUCCCCCCUUCUGCUGCUGCAGUGGUUUGCUUAUUGCAGCAGCAGGGAAGUGUCUUUUUGCUGAAGCAUUUACUCUGUUCCCUGUGAGUUUUCCAAGGACACCUUUGUCUCUUGGUGUAGCUGAAGAAGCUGAUUUUAUAGGAAUGGAAGUGUUACUUGAAUGUUUUUUCUCUGUGGAUCACUGUUCAGCUGCUGUGUUUUCCAUGACUAUACAAACCCAGAAAAGAUGAAAUCUAUAUGUAUGCUUUUUUAGUGCUGAUUCCUUCCUCAAGCAGAGCUUGGCAGAUUUAUUACAGAUGAGAUGUGGACAAGCAGUGACUUGAAAGAUGAUUGAGACAGCUGGCCUCACUGUAGUCACUCCCAUGGUUUUAGACUUGUGCCAGACAAGCAUAGAGACUGGCAUGGACAUGAUUUUGUAGAAAUUUAGUAGAAUUAAUUUUAACUUAGAUUAUCUACUCUAGAUUUGGAAUUGGGAUUCCAAUUAUGAAAGCUUAUCUGUGGCAACUUAAAAAUUUAAAAAGAUUUAGUCAUCUACAUUUAAUUUACUACAUGAACUUUGACUUCCAUACUAAAUAAAGAGAUGGUGCUUCAAGAUUGUUUUCCUGGCUCAUACAAGAAGUUCUUUACAAGUAGUGGAGUGCUUGCAGUUUCUUCUUCUCUUUGUGUUUUGCUGUCCACUAAAUAUACAUUGGUGGAAACUGCUGUCACUAAAAACAUCUUACCUAUUGCACCCAAAGUAUAAUGCUUUUUGAGGUUGCUGCUCCCAUCAAUCUGCUCAGUAAAAGUAGCUCAUCUUGUAAUGGAGGAGAAAGUUCGAGUCGCAGCGCAGAGAAACGGGCAGCUAAUGAAGAAGCUGAAGACUUCACCACAAAGCCUGCUCCUGCCAAAAUGUCCAAGUUUGGAUUUUCCAUAGGCAGUCAGACAACAAAGAAGGCAUCUGCAAUAUCCAUCAAACUGGGAGCAAAUAAGCCUAAAGAGCCUGUUCCAACUCUGGCUCCAAAAACCCUUUCUGUAGCAGCAGCUUUCAAUGAAGAUGAAGAUAGCGAACCAGAGGAAAUGCCCCCCGAAGCCAAGAUGCGCAUGAAGAACAUCGGAAGGGAUACACCAACUUCAGCAGGACCAAAUUCGUUCAAUAAAGGAAAGCAUGGAUUUUCUGACAACCAGAAGCUAUGGGAACGAAAUAUAAAAUCUCAUCUUGGAAAUGUCCAUGACCAAGAAAACAACUAAAUGAUGUGGAUUACAAGUUGGGUGUUUUGGGGGGAGGGGAGGGUGUAACAUUAAAGGAACAGUUUCCUUUUUUAAGAAUGGUAUGAGACUAUCUUUGGAGCCACUUUUUUAAGACUUUGAGUGGUACACUAAUAAAUGAGUUUGAAAUUAGAGGUAAUUUAUGUUUUGUAUACAGAUUUCAAGGCAUUUGCUAAUUUUGUAGUUCAUGUGAUUAGUUUCAAAAGGUUACAGAUAAUAAAGAAAUUGGAGUGGUACCUUUUUAAGAUAAUUUUUUUUGUCAGUGAUUAAAUAAGGUGGAUGAAAAAGGUUACUGUCUCUUUAAUCAGGUUAAAAUUGAAUGCUCUUGCAUUCUCACUUCUGGCUCCCUCUUCGUAACAGGAGAAACAGUUGACUCCUAUGAAUUCUGCUAAAGAGAGUGAGCAUUGUCUUGUACUAGAAGUGUUACUGGACUAUUACUUUGAAUAUAAUCUUACACAGGAAAUAGUAAGAACUUGGAUUUUUUUUCUCCCUGCAGUCACCUUUUGUUAAGUCUCUGCAAACUAGGAAUUACGUUGCUCUGAGUGGCUCUGGUAACUUAGCUCUGAUUUUGUUUAAAACUUCAUGUAGGGUGUGUAACCUUCAGUGGCCUGUUCUGUCCUAAGGAAAUGGGCCUUGUCUGUAUAUUAGAUACAGUCUGUAAAGAAUAUUCAUUACAAAGGUAAAUCAGUAUUUUCAGUGUGCUCCUUUUAAAUCAUUAGCCUUGAGUAGUGCUUGUUAGCAUUUCCUAGUGGUACACAAAAACCACCACCAAAAAUACAAGCUAAUGUACAUUAAGCUUCACCUUUGAUUGAAAUAUUUUUCUUUACUAUGCCUAGAAGGAAUAAAAGCCACACCAAAAAUCAGUAACUCACUGCUUAAGUAUGAAAAAUCUAAGAUGCACUUUCCCUGUCUUGUCAUUUAAGACAAAAUGCCUUGAUGCCUAUGACCUCAGUGGACACUAUCAGGUCAAAGAAUUCUGUAUCUGCAGUCCUGCUGUUCCUAGCAAGUAUCAGCUUCAGAAAUAAAAUUUGACCUUUUCCUGCCUGUCUUCCUUUUGCAGUGAUUUUCAGCAGUGACAUGAAUCUGGUCAGUUUAUUUCUUAGCUUCCAUACUGCAGGACAGUGCUGAAGGAUUUCAGUGCAAGUAGUGACUGUCUAAAUUUAAGUCUAAUUUAGAUUGCCUAUUUGUAAAAACAUUUUAUUAACAGAGCUGGUUAAAUAGAACAUUAUCAACAGCAACACCACCACCUGCCCCAACAGCACCACCUCCCAUACCCCAAAUUAGCAUAAGGUUGGUUUAAACUCAAAUACCUGAUAGUGUCAACCACUAAAUUAAUUUCAGCUGGAAAAUGGUUGUAGCAUUGAAUAUAUUAGUUGCUUUCAUCCUGCCUCUAAAACUGGCUUCUUGUGAAAGUUGAACUUGCAAGUGCAGAAAGGAAAGUGCAUCUUGAAAUGUAUUUUUUUAUUAUUAUUAUUAUUUUAGGAAAGCUCUGACCACUUAGACUUUUGAGUUUGUAAGUUCUAAAAAUAUUUUUUUGUAUUUUUGUAUUGUAUGUGUAAUCUUUUUUUCUUUUGAAGUCUGAUGCAGUUGAAUACCUGUAACUGUUUUCUUUUAAAAGCCUUGUUAUAAACUUAACAUAAAAAUGUAUACAUUA